Molecule: messenger RNA, 1476 nt
Organism: Thyridium curvatum
Lineage: Eukaryota; Fungi; Ascomycota; Sordariomycetes; Thyridiales; Thyridiaceae
Exons: 2
Coding region: 1-1476 (491 amino acids)
Molecular function (GO): tRNA-guanosine(34) queuine transglycosylase activity
Source: RefSeq, a predicted model, not a curated record
AUGAGUGAGCCAGGGCCACAGGAGGCUAUGAAGUUUGAGAUUCUAAAAGCCUUUGGCAAUGGCCCGAGGCUGGCUAAGCUCGCUGUUGCCGGCAGGAAAGCCAUCGAGACUCCAAACUUUGUCACAGUCACCUCCCGUGGAACUGUUCCUCAUGUCACUCCAGACAACCUCACAAAGCAUGACUUAGUCAAUGCCUCGUACUUUGGCCUUGAAGACUUCAUAGAGCUGCACCAGAAGAACCCAGCAAGACGACCGCCCAUCUUCCAGACACCGCCUUCCAAGUCCGGGGCUUCUCCUUUAUAUUCCUUCACAGGGACACCGUUGUCUACCAUCUCCGUCCUCGCGCCCCGCCGUAUCCCGGCCGUCACUGCGCCCAUGGGAAACGGCAACGACUUCCUCUCCGUCUUCACGUCGACCGGGUUUAGGAACCUCACGGUCGGCGAGUACGCCUCCGCCAUCGACGCCCUGCGGCCGGACGUCGCCAUCGCCAUGGCCGACCUCACCUACGGCAACAAGAAGACGACCCCCCUGUCCAAGCGCGCGAUCCGCAUGGCCGAGCGCAGCGACGACUGGAUCCACAGCCUCGCCAAUGCCCUCGGCCAGACGCCGUCCGGUACCGCGCUGUUCGCGCCGACCCUUCCACUCCCUUACUCCACGCAGUGGGAGUACCUCGAGACCCUCUCCGAGAUGACGGACAGGAUACGCGGCCUCGCCGUCUACGACGUCGACAUCAUCCCGGACCUCAAGGACUACCCCCCUCUCCUGCCCCUGCCGCGCCUCUCCCUCGACGCCCCGGUCUCCCCGCACCACAUCCUCCGCCAAGUCGCCCUGGGCGCCGACAUCCUCGCCCUGCCGCUCCUCAACACCGUCUCCGACUCGGGCGUCGCCCUGACCUUCACAUUCCCCCCUCCCCCUCCCUCAUCCUCCAGCACCAGCCCCAUGCCGCUCGGCAUCGACCUCUCCCACGAGUCGCACCAGACCGCCCUCGCGCCCCUGAUGCAAGGCUGCACCUGCUACGCCUGCGCGGCCCACCACCGCGCCUACGUGAACCACCUCCUCUCGGCCCGCGAGAUGCUCGCCUGGACCCUGCUCCAGAUCCACAACCACCACGUGCUCAACGCCUUCUUCGCCGGCGUGCGCGCGAGCCUCCGCAGUGGCGAGGAGCAGUUCGAGGCCGACCGCGAGGCCUUCAUGCGCGCCUACGAGCCCGAGGUGCCGGCCGGUAGCGGCAGCCGGCCCCGGGCCAGGGGGUACCACCUCAAGAGCGCGGGCGGGGACGACAGGUUGAACAAGUCCUCGUGGGGAAAGUAUGGUGACGGAUCUAGUUGGCCGGAGCCGGAGCCGGCGGCGGGAGGUGGGACGCCUGCUGGGAUGGACGGCGCGCCCCCGGUGCGGAGCACGACGGAGACGCCGCUUGUGCCGGAGGGGGAUGCGACGGAGUUGGAUCAGAAAGGGUUUGCUGAGAUUGAUAGGUAG